Teleopsis dalmanni is the source of this 3771-nucleotide messenger RNA. RefSeq lists its product as uncharacterized. NCBI's taxonomy places the organism in Eukaryota, Metazoa, Arthropoda, Insecta, Diptera, Diopsidae. Gene Ontology annotation, molecular function: nucleic acid binding; zinc ion binding. The coding region runs from base 1 to 3771 and encodes 1256 amino acids. The transcript is spliced from 4 exons. The record is from RefSeq and is a predicted model, not a curated record.
AUGGCGGAAUUGAAGGCGUUGAGAGGCAGCACCAAAGGCAACAUCACUCGCAUAAAAUCAAUGAUUUUGAAAAAAGGGUCAAGUUUGUCAACAGAAGAACUUAACUGCAGGCUUAGUUUGACAGAAAAUUACUUCAAACAGUUUCUGAGUGUGCAAGCAGAUAUCGAUAAACUAAACCAAGGUGCAGAUACUUCUUCAAGCGAAGCAAUUACAGCAGAAGUUGAAGAUGCAUUUGUGGCCACGAAAGCAAAAAUAAUGAGUUUACUAAAAAAAAGAAAGUUAUCACUGGUAGAUGUCAAUGCAACGAAUACAACAUCGUUAUUGCCGGGCCCAAGAAGUCAUCGGGAAGUAAAAUUACCGAAAUUUGAAGGGAAGUAUAGCGAAUUUCCGAAAUUUAUAGCCUUGUUUAAUAAAUUAAUCAACCAGGAUGAAAUGCUUGAUGACUGCGAACGAUUUUUGAUACUUAAAGAGCACUUGGGCUCUAAGCCGCUGGCAGCUAUUGACGAUUUUGAUGUCACAGAGGACAAUUACCCCAAAGCACUCGAUCGAUUGAAGGAAUGCUUCGAUAAAAAGGCGUUGAUAAAUGUAUUAAAUGCAGCGAAUGCACAUUUGAAUGCAAUGCUAUCAUUAGGUGAUUACAAAGAUAUAGCGAAUGCCAUGUUAAUUCAUUUGGUGAUGGAAAGAGUGGACGAAGAUUCGCAGGUCAAAUGGGAAGAAUCAGUGGAUUACAGGAAGCUGUCAACUUGGAAUGAAUGUUCAGCAGUUUUGACGAGGCGAUGUGAGAACCUUGAGGCAAGGGAACAAAAAGUUAAUCAAGUGAAUUCAAAGGCUGUAAACUAUCAAAAAGAGUAUAGAAAUAACCGCAACUACUCAACCUCUCUUGCAGUUACAAAACCUUUAUGUGAAGUCUGCAAUGGCAGUGGCCACGAGAUUGCAGAUUGUAGCAAGUUUAGAAAGCUUUCUUUAAAAGAACGCUUUAUCGUAGCACGGAGAAUAAAGGUAUGUUUUACAUGUUUGAAAAAGGGACACCUUCAAAAAGAAUGCUCUGCUGUUAAAUGCUCGAAAUGUAAUUUAUCUCAUCAUCAACUUUUACAUAAAGAUUACAUCUUGGAGCCAAAUGAACAAAGAUGCAAAAAUGGGCCAUCUACGUCAACACAGGAGACAGCUCAGUCAUCAGUUAUGAACGUAAUGACUGAAAACGAGGUUUUUUUGGCAACAGCAGUAGUAAUGGUAGCGGACAAGUUUGGCAAAUAUCACCAAAUGCGAGCCAUAUUAGAUUCUGGCUCUCAAGUAAAUUUGAUGUUCAGUCUGCAAUUUUAUGUCUUACCGAAAAUAACAAGCUCCAAACCUAAUCGUUAUGUCGAUGUUGCGGACUGGAAUUUACCAAAAAAUAUUCAAAUGGCUGAUCCAAUGUUCAAUAAGCCAGCGCGUAUAGAUAUUUUAAUUGGUGCGGAAAUUUUCUUCGAUUUGUUGUCGAUUGGACGAAUUUAUCUUAAUGAAAGGUUGCCAACCCUACAGAAAUCCAUACUAGGGUGGAUAGUUGCAGGCAAAGCAGAAGAAUGUUUAGCGCCUAGUCAUAAAAUAAAUAAUAUGCUGGUCAAUCACAACCAUAAUGAGAAUGAAAACUUGAGUCAAUUGGUUGAAAAAUUCUGGAAAAUAGAACAGAUUUCAACUAAAUCAAAUUUUUUAACCGAAGAAGAAGAGGAAUGCGAGAAAAUUUUCCGGGAAUCAAUUCGUAGAGAUACAUCUGGCCGAUUUAUUACGAAAAUUCCAUUUAAAACAACAGUAAGUGAUUUGGGUGGUUCCUAUAAUGCUGCCAAACGACGGUUGCUGUCACUAGAGCGUAGGUUGAGUAGAGAUCGCUCUACACGAGACGCUUACAACGCAUUUAUGGAUGAGUACCUCUCUUUAGGUCACAUGACGAUCGUUGAAGAAGCUGAUAUGGAUAAGAUAAAAUAUUUUGCACCGCAUCAGUAUGUGCUACGACCAGAUUCCACGAGUACGAAACUUCGAGUUGUGUUCGAUUGUAGCUGCAAAACUGACAGUGGCUUGUCAUUAAAUGAGGUAAUGAUGAAAGGACCACUGGUUCAAGAUGACCUGUUAUCUAUAAUACUGCGAUUUAGAUGUUACAAAUAUGCAAUUACGGCAGAUGUAACAAAAAUGUAUCGCCAAGCAUGGGUGACUGAUGAUGAUGCGAAUUAUCAAACGAUUUUGUGGAGGUCUUCCUCAGAUGAAAACAUAAAGGCCUAUCGCUUGCGAACCAUUACUUAUGGUACAACAUCUGCCCCCUAUUUAGCUACAAGAUGCUUAAAACAGUUAAGUGAAGAUUAUAUCGAUAAAUAUCCGAUUGGAUCGAGAAAGGUGUUAUCUGAUUUUUAUAUGGAUGAUUUGAUCAGUGGAUCAAAUGAUGAAGAUGAAAUUUUUGAAAUAUAUAAUCAAGUAUCAGCAAUAAUGAACUCAGCAAAAUUUAAGUUAAGGAAGUGGUUUUCAAAUAGUGAAAAAUUUCUUAAUUUCGUGCCUGAAGCUGAUAAAGAAAAGACUCUUCGGAUGAAUGAUGAGGAAAUAAUAAAAACUCUUGGUAUCAUCUGGGCUCCAGUGGGAGAUACGUUUCGAUACGUUUGGCCAGAUUUUGAUAGCUCGAAAGCGGUGACAAAAAGAAUAGUGUUGUCGGAACUAUCUAAGUUGUUUGAUCCCCUUGGGCUUAUUAACCCAUUAAUCGUAAAGGCGAAGAUUUUCAUGCAAGAUUUGUGGAUAUUGAAGGCUAAUUGGGAUGAAUCCCUACCAAUGAAUUUACAUAGUCAAUGGAUAGAAUUCCGCGAAAAUCUAAAAGACGUCAAGAAAAUAAGUGUGCCUCGAUUUGUUUUGGCAGAAAAACGAGUUGCUAGAGUUGAAAUGCAUGGAUUUGCUGAUGCAUCAAAAAGAGCUUUCGGGUGUUGUAUUUAUAUUCGCUCAAUAUGUGUGGACAACGACGUUACAAUGCAGUUGUGGAGUGCUAAAUCCAGAGUAGCGCCAUUAAAAACUUUAUCUUUACCAAAAUUGGAACUUUUGGCUGCGGAAUUGCUGUCGAAACUAGUGACAAAAACCAAAUCCAAUUUUCCAAUUUCUAUUGACGCGACCUAUUUAUGGGUGGAUUCCGAAAUUGUGCUAGAUUGGCUGAGCGAGCACCCAUCAAAUUGGAAUACAUUUGUUGCCAACCGGGUAUCAUUGAUUCAAGAGCAGACAAAAACGUGUAUUUGGCGGCAUGUUCCUUCAAAGUCUAACCCAGCGGAUAUAAUAUCAAGAGGUGCGUAUGUAGAUGAACUAUCUAAUUCUAUUUGGUUUGCAGGUCCUUCUUUCUUGAAGAGAGAUUGUUGUGAGUGGCCACCAAAUAAGUCUAGAAAGAAUACUAAUGCUGACCAAGAAAGGAGUCGUAAUAGUACGAUAAUGACUGUUAAUAAUUUGAAAAAAAAAAUACCUUAUGACGCAUGCUCUGAGGAUAACUCGAAAUCUUCUUUUGUGACGUGGGUUGAAACCUUCAGCGAUUUUGAAAAAUUACAAAGAAUUUUUGCCAAUCUUCUUGGCUUCCGAAGAAGCGUUAAGUCUAUGACGGAAAGAUUAGAUGAAGCACUAGUGCGUAUAUUCUACUGUGUGCAACAACAUUAUUUCAAAGAAGAAAUUGAGCUGCUAUUGAAGAAUAGAGAAUUGCCAGCAAACAUCCUGAGGGGCAUUAACGCGUUUGUUAUUUUAUCACUUUACAGAUUACCGGAUAACCGAGUUACCGAUCAACGUUGA